UCUGUUGUUGUUCUCAAACCGUUCUCUUCGUCUCUCUUUGUUCUCUCUGUUCUCUCUCUGUUCUCCGUGUUCUUCUCGUGUUCUCCAUGCCCUUAAGCUGGGAGAACAGGGUAUUUAAAAGGCGUUGGAGAUAUUAUUGAUGUGAGCCAGCCGAGGGAGCAUGGGCGAGGUGCAGCUAUGGGUGCGGCCGGAGGUGAUGGAGCUGGGCGUGCUCCCCGUCCUGCCGCCAGACAAAAUCUCAAUGGAGAUGCUGUCACGACUGCUGCAGUAUGCACGAGACCUGGGAGAACGGGGCUACCCAAAAAUGAGCUAUGACACCUGGAAACACAUAGCAGUCAAAAAGAUGGGCCUGUCGGUGGAGUGCAGCAUGGUGGUGUUCUUCUCGUGCCUACUGUUCUCCAAGCUGCAGCCGGGACGGGACAAGGAGCUCGAGGCGUCGCUGUCGUCGGCCGGCUCGCAGAAGGAACGAGAUGAAGUAAUGGGAGAUGUGGAUGUGUGGACAAUGGAGUUGAUAAUUGUGUUGUACCUUCACCGUGUAACAAGCGCUCACCCUCGUGCCGUCGCCAGACAAGCCUCCCUGCAGUCGCUAACCACAGAUCCGUAUCCUUGUCAUAGAUGGCCCAAUAACAAUAGCACAGGGACCUCUCGAAAGCAGUUACUCGAAGAGAAGCACUCGGAGUUCGUACGGGAGGCGCUGCCGGAACUCCUGAGCCUCUUAGCCGGGCAUUUACAAGUAGAAGACACGGAGAAGAAAAAGAAAACAGGAGAUAAACGCACAGCAAGAGAACUGCUUGGUUUUAUGAAAUCAGCAGGUGUCUUGUCUGUGGAUGUAGUCAACUCGCUUUCCUUCAUCCUGGGAGCUUCUGUGCAGGGAGAAAAAACAGAGAGAGACUUGUUAUCCGUGGCCACAGAUGCCAAUAAUUGCUAUAGAUCUGGAUAUCUCAGCAAAAAAAAUGCCUUCCAAAAGGGUCUGUUUGAGCAGUGGUUACUGAGAGGGCUGGACUGGGCACCACACGGGGAGUGGCUCUGUGUGCGUCGAGGGUGUAGACAAUCAUGGCCAGUCGUCUCUUUAACCCAACCUUCCCAUCAUAGGCUUGUAGCUUCUCCAGCACCAGGUCACAGACUCAUGUACAUAUGUGAAUUGGUGGAUGGCAUGACAGCCUACAUGGGUGAAGAAGCAACGUAUACAGAUCUGAAAGUGCGGCGAUGUUCUAAAUCAAAUAUAUUUGUCCUCCAACCCCUUAGACAUGCAGUUAUCCACAAAUGCCAUGACACCCGAGUUGUGCUUGGGCCCGUGGCAGGACGCGUUAAGUUAAGUGAAUGUCGUAACACUGUUGUUGUGUGUGCAGCAAGGUCCCUGGUCAUAGCAGAUUGCCGGGGCAUUGUAAUACACACAUUGUCUCCCCAGAGGCCAUUACUUGUAGGAGGGCGCACACAGGGUGUGACUGUAGCUCCCCUGAAUAUCCACUAUCCUCGCCUCAAGCACCACAUGGCCCAGACACAACUUCGCCCUCACAUCAACAUGUGGAAUAGACCCCUGCAUCUUGGGAGUGAAGGUGGUGUUCUCAGUGGUGCAUGUGAAGUGAUGAAUCCCGAGGACUUCCAGCUGCUAGUCAUUCCAUUCACCCAAACUGCGCCUGUGGACGGCAGACCCCCCCUCCUUCCCCCAGGUCUUCCUCAUGAGUUUGCUAAGAGUGUAGAAGAAGCUGGAAAAUGUGUGUCUAGUUUCCGGGCAGAAGUCAGGGAUGCAGACUUGACGCCGGAGCAAAGAGCCAUUCUGCAAAAGGCUAUCGAUGCAAGAUUCAAGGCUUGGCUGAGAGAUACCGGUAAACAGCGUGAACUUGAUCAACUAGAAAAACUUGCUUUAACACUGAAAUAUGAAAGAGUAGCCAAAACUACAGCAAUUUAAAGAUAUUGAUGAAUAUACUUUACGUAAAUAUAUUUAAAGGUUUUAAUUAUAUAUAAUGCCAUACAAGCAUUAAUGAUUAAUGGAAAAUCUGCAAUAAGCCCCCAGUGAUUUUAGAAUGGAAUUUCAACAUACAAUUUGAUUUUAAUUUCUUAUACUCAAAAUAUGUAAAAUAUGUUACCAUGUUAAGGAAAACAAUAAAAAGUAAAAGUUUG
Penaeus indicus is the source of this 2121-nucleotide messenger RNA. Its product is annotated as TBCC domain-containing protein 1-like. The record is from RefSeq and is a predicted model, not a curated record. Gene Ontology annotation, biological process: maintenance of Golgi location; maintenance of centrosome location. The coding region runs from base 161 to 1909 and encodes 582 amino acids. Gene Ontology annotation, cellular component: spindle pole centrosome. NCBI's taxonomy places the organism in Eukaryota, Metazoa, Arthropoda, Malacostraca, Decapoda, Penaeidae. The transcript is spliced from 14 exons.